AUGUCGAAGGACAACGAAUCACUGCACUACAUGAACGAGGAGGCGAAGCGCAAGAAGAGGAUGAAGUGGACGAUCGGCAUCAUCGCCUUCGUCAUCUUUCAGGUACUCGUAGCCGUCUUCUUCGUCCUAGUCAUCAUGAAGUUCAAGUCCCCUAAGUUCAGGGUCGGUGAGUUCAACGUCCAAACCUUGAACGUCGGGAAUCAGGCCUCACCCUCGUUCAACAUGAGCUUCGUCGCUCCGAUCCGGGUCAAGAACACCAACUGGGGUCCCUUCAAGUACGAUGCUUCUACUGUUAGCUUCACCUAUGGGGGCGUCCAAGUGGGACAAGCGACCAUUCCCAAGAGCAAGGCCAACUUCAAGUCCACCAAGAAGAUCGAUGUGCCCGUGACCUUGAACUCCGAUGCUUUGCCUACUAGUUCGAACCUUGGGAGCGAAUUGAGCUCGGGGAUCAUAACCUUAAAUAGCCAAGGCGAGCUCAAAGGAAAGGUAACAGUCAUGUUCAUGUUUAAGAAGACGAAGAUAUCCCAGAUGAAUUGCACCAUUGCUAUCGAUACAACGACCAAUGCGAUCCACUCCUUGUCGUGUAAAUGA
Molecule: messenger RNA, 591 nt
Organism: Eucalyptus grandis
Lineage: Eukaryota; Viridiplantae; Streptophyta; Magnoliopsida; Myrtales; Myrtaceae
Product: late embryogenesis abundant protein At1g64065-like
Exons: 1
Coding region: 1-591 (196 amino acids)
Source: RefSeq, a predicted model, not a curated record